Molecule: messenger RNA, 399 nt
Organism: Cannabis sativa
Lineage: Eukaryota; Viridiplantae; Streptophyta; Magnoliopsida; Rosales; Cannabaceae
Exons: 2
Coding region: 1-399 (132 amino acids)
Source: RefSeq, a predicted model, not a curated record
AUGCUGGAAAAGUCACUGGAGUUUGCUGCUGGUGCCGGAAAAGUUGCCGGAGUAGCGGUCGGUGCCGGAAAAGUCAUCGGAGUUGCUGAUGGCGCCAGAAAAUUCGUCGGAAUUGGUAUUGUCGCCGAAAAAAUCGCUGAAAAAAUACUAAGAAAUCGGUUUCUUGGUGAUUUUUCCGUUGACAAUGCCAAUUCUGACAACUAUUAUGACGCUAGCAGCUACUUCGAGGCACAUGAAAAACAUCUGCAGAUGGUGUUACAACAUCUUUGGGAGCAUGAAAUCUAUGCUAAAUUUGAGAAAUGUAAGUUUUGGCUGCCCCAAGUAAGCUUCUUAGGCCAUGUUGUAAAUAAGGAUAGCAUUCUGGUGGACCCAGUGAAGAUUGAGGCAGUUCGAGAUUAG